CCGAUGGAUCGAUGUAGCGAUAGCGGACUGGACUUGUGACUUCCACACCACUCUACAAAAAGUCUAUGCCAACUCUGGAUUCCUAGUACAUUAUAUAGGAAUUAAUUUGACGGUGAAUACGUUCAUAUUAUUGUUAAAUCUGCGAGCACUCGUGGAGACUUCUAGAAUUUGAAUAUCGCCAUUCUAAUGACAGUUGUUAUGAAUGCAAAUAAUGUGGAGGUUAAGGUGGAGUCGUAUGCGAGCGUGUGUGUGCGUGCAAAUAAAGUGUGCGAGUGUGUAUGCACUUGAAAGAGCUGCAGGUGAAAGUACAAGUUGGAAGAAGGGGCUCCAAGUGUGAGUGUGAACUGUCUGCGAGAGGCUUAGUGCCACCAGUAAGCCACUAACCUCCUCAUCAGUCUGUCGCCUGCUCUUGGACGGGUGACCGCGUGUGUCUAGUCUGCGCUUUGCACAACUUAUCUCUGAUUUUUAAUUCGGUGAUCUGUUCCAUUGUCAGCAGCGCACAUGGAUAGGCGCUUCUCUCUGGAUCGUGCUAUGCGCGACCACCAGCGACGCCUGCUUCUGUUGACGGUGUGCAUCCUAGGCCUGGCACAAUCUGGGGGCGUGCCCCAUCCACACCCAGGGGGGCCCCCUCACGUGGUGCAUCACCCGCACCCUCACCCGCACCAGUGCCCUCAUUACGGCGGCUGCAGGCAGGCGAGGCCGCAACCCUUCCUUCCCGCACAGCCCGGAGACACCCCGUCCUGUGCCCAGAGUGGCUCCACUUUCUGCGAGGCCAUCGACACUUAUCCGCAGCAUUUGAUCCAAUAUCUUGCUGAACGAUUGGCGUACGACUACAAUACUCUGCUCAGCGAUGAAUCCAGAGAAGAUUUCAAGGCAAAGAAAGACGAACCAACAACCCCCAGCCCGCCACCCCUCGUCUACCACCCGCCCUGGGGUCAUCCCGACUUCCAGAAGAAGUACGUCCACUACACGUACGGUCCACCCCCGCCCCAACCUCCUCGGCCCAACCCUUACGGCGCACCCUUUUCGCAACCCCAACCAAUCUACAAUUCGAUCAACUAUUCCCAGCCUCAAGUAGGAGGAUAUCCAGAUCGGCGUUACCCACUCUUCCCGCCGCAGACCUAUAUACCAGAUAACGACCCCGGCCUCGUCUACUCAGCUCUCCUUCAGCCCGAACUGGUCGCUCAGUACAAUCCCAACACUUGGUGGAAACGUUAUUCGAGAUCGGAAGGCAGCAAACUGGACGACGGCGACAAGUUGAGACAGCGGCGUCAGUCGCAGCCGACGACAAACUCGACGACCACCCAGCUGUGCCCGACUCGCAGCCAGUUCAUUAUGCCGAAGGCGGCGCUCAACAACAAGGGCAACUGGAUGUAUGUCGUCAACCUCGACCAGGACCGCUACACACAACUCGUCCGCAGUGAGACCUGCGUAUCGCAACAGUGCAAUGGCAUCUGCAGUCUGCCGAACGGCUAUACAUCAAGGUGUGAGCAACAGUAUGUGCAAAAGCGUCUAGUUGCCCUGGAGGGAGGCGGCAACCGACUCUACACCGAUGUCUUCUGGUUUCCUCACUGUUGCAUUUGUCAAAUCACGCAGAACGGAUGAGAUCUAUACGACUCCAACAGCUCUACUGAAGAGGGUGGUCUAAUAAACAAGACAUCAAACAAGCUUUACAAACUGACUUUUCAAAAUAAAAACUUCUAUUUAUUAUUUUUGAACAUUUAUGUCCGAUUUCUAGGACAAUUAUGAAAUUUGAUACAGGCUACAAUCAAAUCUAUUUUCAAUCAAUAGUUCAAUGGUUCAUUAGAUUCAAUAAUUAAAACGAGCCUUAUUACUUUGGAGUUUCCUCAUCGGAAAGGCAAACUAUCUAUUAUCUUCAGAACCUAUAGGUAGUUUCUGUAUUAUUGAUUGGUUUUUAAGAUAUCAAGGAAGCUCCAAAUAUAAUAAAAAAUAACAUACUGUUGUCAAGUUAUACUUCAUUUAGUUUCACAUCAAUAAACUACUUUAGUGAGAAUCACUUUAAAAUCUGUCAACAUUCCUUAUUAAUAACACCAACGCCUCCCAUUGAAGAUUGAACUAAUGCUGGCAGUUUGAAUUAAAGUAAACUCUUAAGUAUUAGUAGACUAUUAGAGCUAGACAACUUAUUUUGUGUGUUUUUAUCAAGUUAUGAAGAUUGAACUCCCAUUGAAAAUUGAACUAAUACUGGCAGUUGAAAUUAAACUAAACUAAGUAUUAGUAGACUAUUAGAACUAGACAACUUAUUGUGUGUGUUUUUAUCAAGUUAUGGAUUCAAUUCAUUAAAAAGCACCAGUAGGUGUUGAAUACGCAAGAAAACGUUUUUAACCACCUAGAUGUUCAACCACAUAAUUGGACUCUCCAAUGUUAAGAGAAUAUACUUAUCUUAUCUCAAGGGAUCAAAACAUUUUAUGUGUUUCAAUGUAAUAUUAUUGUUCAUAUUCUGUUUGAAUUGAGUGAUCAGUGGUGUAAGCAUUUGAUGUAAUAAGUUUUGUUUAGUCAGAAAUUUUAGUAUAAUUUUUGUAUACUUUAGUUGUGACCUACUUUUAUUUUUGUACGAUAUACUUAUAUCUAUGUUAUCCAUUAUUUUUGUUAGUAUACUAUCAUUUCAGAAACGCUUUUAAAGACGGACAUAAGUUUGGUUCCUUUCUACCUUUCUAUCAGCAGCUUCAUAAUUUCUCCGUUGUAACUUAUUUCUUCAUUUAACGCUUGUCUAUGAAUGUGAAUUUACUUGGCUCUCGUAUGUUUUCAUGAAAAUUUCGGUUGAUUUGAUCAAGAUUUUAUUCAGAAGUGGAAUCUUUUUCAAAUGUUUACAUCUUGAUAUUAUGUCCAAUAUUAUUAUUGAGAUUAUACCAACUGGAAAAGUCACAAAUUGAGAUUUAGUUCAUUAUUAUACUAUAACAUCAUAAAAUCAUAAAUUCAAGACACUUGUAUGAGUCAAACACAAAAUUACCAAGUUAUAUACCUUCCUUCCAUUAAUAUUUUUAAUAGUAUUGUUAUAUUGUAAAAAUAAAUUUAUAGAUUUUAAGUUUUUAUUUUUGAAUGUAUGGUAUAUUUUCACUGCCGUCCAUCAUGAUCGUUGAAUUUUUAUUGUGUACUCUAUCAUAAGUUUACCUAUAAUUAUAGUGUUUUGUAUGAGUGUAGUAACUUUAUCAGAAAUGAGAAGUAGAUUAAUAAAUAUUGUAUAUAUAAAGAUUUAUCUCGCUUUUGAUUAUUCAUUGAGAAUCUAGAGUGAGAUCAGUUCUAAUAAGAUGAUUUUCAGGUUACAUAUUACUGACAGUCCUUCAAUUUUUCUACAAUAUAAAAUUAUUUUUAAUACACUUCUUGAAAGUAUUUAAUUUGGAUUUAUUUCAAUAAUACUUCUUGAAAAUUUAAGAUGGUCAUUCAUUGCUACUUGUUGAUUACUCACAUACACAUCUCAAUUAAUAACAUUAUAAUUACAGAUUUGUAUUUUACUUUGACAAUGUUUUAGUUUCAGUUUUAUUUCAAUAAUCUGGCUUAGAUCAGCAAAUAUUGUAUUUUAUACAGUUCAUUAAGGGUUUAACGCAUGGAGUAACUGUCUUAUAAUACCGUACGGUAGUUAUUCUCUGUGAUCAAGGGUUCUGAAAAAGGAUUAAAGUAAAUUUAUAACUAUAAUAAUUCAUUAUUAUUUAUAAUUUUAUCUUUGAAUUCUAUUAUUUUCAACUUGGAUUGUUUGAAUAAUAAAAUUUCUACUGUUGAUACUUCUUUGUAUAUUCCAUUUUUUACGUGGAUUACGAAUCCGAAUAAAUUUAAACAGUAGGCUACUGUAGUGAAGAGAAAUUUCAAAAAUAUGGGAUUACAAGUUAGUGUAUAAUCAAUUGUUCAUUGGUUACUAUACUGUAUUUAUAUUGAAAGCCUAUGUUUAUUUUGCCAAGAAAAUCAACUCCCCUUAAUAUUAGCAUAAUAAGCUAUUAAACUAGGCCUACUUAUAAUGAUUCAAUGUUUAUUCUUUUCUGUAAUGUACCGUAAUUUAUAUUAAGUUAUUCAGAUUGUAAGAAAGUACCAUAUUUACGUUAUGAUUUGUAUGUAAAUAGAUUUAUCAUUUGAUUUAUAUAGAUAAUGUCAUGAUUCA
Molecule: messenger RNA, 4108 nt
Organism: Nilaparvata lugens (brown planthopper)
Lineage: Eukaryota; Metazoa; Arthropoda; Insecta; Hemiptera; Delphacidae
Gene: spz5
Product: protein spaetzle 5
Exons: 7
Coding region: 502-1605 (367 amino acids)
Biological process (GO): regulation of Toll signaling pathway; central nervous system formation; innate immune response
Cellular component (GO): extracellular region
Molecular function (GO): Toll binding; growth factor activity
Source: RefSeq, a predicted model, not a curated record